GCGCGGGCCCGGCUGGGCUCCCGCGGGCAGGGCUCCCGCGGGCAGGGAGCUGGUGUCUGCGCGUCCGCUGCCCCGGGGGGACCGACAUGGCCCACGAGCGUCCCGCCAGCGCCCUGGAGCCCGAGCUCGUCCAGCGGUUGUUGCUCUCCUGCCGGGAGGCCAAGAAGUCCGCCUACUGCCCCUACAGUCACUUCCGCGUGGGGGCCGCGAUCCUCACUCGGGACGGGAGGAUCUUCUCCGGGUGCAACGUAGAAAACAUCUGCUACCCUCUGGGCGUCUGUGCGGAGCGGACCGCGAUCCAGAAGGCCAUCUCAGAAGGACACAGAGAGUUCAGGGCAAUUGCUAUCUCCAGUGACAUGCAAGAUGACUUUAUCUCACCCUGCGGAGCCUGCAGGCAAGUCAUGAGAGAGUUUGGCACCAACUGGUCCGUCUACAUGACCAAGCCGGAUGGCACCUAUGUUGUCAGGACAGUCCUGGAGCUGCUUCCUGUCCCCUUCGGGUCCAUAGGCUGGCGUAAGAUCCAGUGAAGGUCGGAAAAGGCCCACUGCAUGGAAGAGCCUGGUUUUCCACAGGUGCUUAAGGGGACAGCUGCCCGGAGAACUGCACGAAGAUGUUCUCACAGACCUGGGGACAUCUGCCAAAUGGGCAGGGCUGGGCAGAGAUGGCUUUUCCAAAUUACACUUGAGCACGGCGAUCUUCACUGAAGCGAUAAAAGGUUUCAUUCCGUCCUGGGCCAUCAUCCCUCCUGGCAGCCCACCUUGCCCUUCCUGGGACAGGAGCACCCAUCCCUUCCUUUCCUUCCUGCAGGCCCUCUGUAAAAUUCCAGCCAAGUCUGGACCACUUCCCCAUCAGCCUUCCCAAGGUUCUAUCCUGUUCUGAGCAACUUUUCUAAUUAUAGACAUCACAGAACAUCCGGA
Neomonachus schauinslandi (Hawaiian monk seal) is the source of this 917-nucleotide messenger RNA. RefSeq names its product cytidine deaminase (gene CDA). Gene Ontology annotation, cellular component: cytosol. The record is from RefSeq and is a predicted model, not a curated record. Gene Ontology annotation, molecular function: zinc ion binding; cytidine deaminase activity. The coding region runs from base 87 to 527 and encodes 146 amino acids. The transcript is spliced from 4 exons. Lineage: Eukaryota; Metazoa; Chordata; Mammalia; Carnivora; Phocidae.